AUGAAGGAACAACUGGUCGAGAUGACGCAGUUGAGCCCCCGUGUUAUCCGUGUCUGGUUCCAGAACAAACGAUGUAAGGACAAGAAGAAGAGCGUCCUGAUGAAACAGAUUGCCGAACAGCAGGCCUCUAAGGAUCCAAACCGUCGGGUACAGAGCUUCAAUGGAGUCCCAAUGGUAGCAUCCAGUCCCGUGCGCCACGAUUCUCAAAUGCCACAGGGUAGCCAGGUCGAGGUUCAAAGCUAUCAGCAACCGCCAUGGAAAGCACUCAGCGACUUCGCACUGCAGAGCGACAUCGAGCAACCACCAUUCCAACAACUGGUCAACUUCUCUGAGCAGAGUCUGGGCCAGACGACAAUUCUUAAGGACAUUCCACCUCGAGAUGAUGCGGCUCCUGGAUCGGGAAUGAGUCUGCCCCCAACCCCGGAUUCCUCCGACCGGAUGCACUCACAUCUCGACUUAGAACCACUUAGUGCCAGCGACUAA
This is a messenger RNA of Lytechinus pictus (painted urchin), 483 nucleotides long. RefSeq names its product insulin gene enhancer protein isl-1-like. The transcript has 3 exons. NCBI's taxonomy places the organism in Eukaryota, Metazoa, Echinodermata, Echinoidea, Temnopleuroida, Toxopneustidae. The record is from RefSeq and is a predicted model, not a curated record. Gene Ontology annotation, molecular function: DNA-binding transcription factor activity, RNA polymerase II-specific; DNA binding. Gene Ontology annotation, biological process: neuron fate specification; positive regulation of transcription by RNA polymerase II; axonogenesis. Bases 1 to 483 code for a protein of 160 amino acids.